Cinclus cinclus is the source of this 4660-nucleotide messenger RNA. It is a transcript of the gene POT1, whose product is annotated as protection of telomeres 1. The transcript is spliced from 22 exons. Gene Ontology annotation, biological process: telomere capping; regulation of telomere maintenance via telomerase. Bases 633 to 2972 code for a protein of 779 amino acids. The record is from RefSeq and is a predicted model, not a curated record. NCBI's taxonomy places the organism in Eukaryota, Metazoa, Chordata, Aves, Passeriformes, Cinclidae. Gene Ontology annotation, cellular component: chromosome, telomeric region; nuclear telomere cap complex. Gene Ontology annotation, molecular function: G-rich strand telomeric DNA binding; telomerase inhibitor activity.
ACAAAAGGCGACCGGGCGGCGUGCGGGACUGGCUUUGCUUCCCUCCGUCCCGCAGCCGCCCUGCGCACGGGCUCUGCUUUGGGAACUGAGCCCUCGCACGGCGCUCCACGGCUUUGGAAGUUUCUUUCCGGGCACUGAGUAAACCGAAAGGAAGUUUUGUUGGUAAUGCUGAUGGUGCUAAUGGUGUUGGUUUUAAAGGUCUCGGCUUCUGGUGACUGGUGGAUUGAGUUUCUGAAGCCAUUAGUUCAUACCGUGUGAAGUGUGGGAUCUGCAGAGCAGCCCUGUCCUCCCGAGGCCGCUGCUUUGCAGUGGGUGGCUGCUUUCUAGAGCUGAAGUACUGUUGAGAUAAUAAGAAUACCUUUUCCUCAGAAAGUACAGGGUGCUUCAGGUAUCUACAACUGUGACUGACCACAUCAAUAGGAUGCUGAUGCUUUUGGCUGUUCCUUCAUUCUUCAUGAGACAUCGACAAGAAUAACAGCUCUGGGAAGUUUCCUGGAAAAUGGGGAAGAAAGAAGGAUUGCUCACAACAAGUUAAAUAGUCCUGAGUAAUUAGUGAAAUCUGAUGUCUUUGGAUAUUGGAGAAACAAUAAAGGUGGAAUUUUGCAUUUUCUGAAGAAUAAGAUAAAGCAGCUAUGCCUGUUCAGUUGCUUAAGAUCGUUAAAGGACAGUCUGAGACUCCACUACCAAGCCAUUUGCAGAAGGAGAAUUUGCAGGAUUUGCAAGAAGGCUGUGAUCACACCAACAAAUACAUUCAGGGAAUAAUUGUUCUUUCCUACCAAUUAACAAAACUCGGAGAUGGAACAGACUUUUUCAAGAUUGUUCUUCAAGAUUCAGAUAACUUGUCUUCCCCGAUCAACAGCAUAGAUGUCUUAAUAUAUGGAAAAAUGGCAGAGGAUUGUGCAAAAAUUAUACGCCAUGGGGAAACCCUCAUAGUUGCAGGAUAUAAGGUGGUAAAAUUGCCCACAGCAAGAGAGGAUGGUAGACAUGAUUGUCAACUGGAAGUGUCUGAAGAAGUUGGAUCAGCCAUUUAUAUUUAUGCUAAACCAGGAACGACUGCUGCUUCAGAAACUGCAUCUGUGUCUGUUGCUCCGAAGUAUGUGUAUACUCCCCUGAAUCAUCUUAAAGAUGGAACUAUAGUGAACUUGUAUGGCAUUGUGAAAUUCUUCAAGCCUCCAUAUAUUAGCAAAGGAACUGAUUAUUGCUCAGUUGUAACACUCGUGGACCAAUCAAACGUGAAGUUAACGUGCAGUCUUUUUAGUGGAAACCUAGAUUGUCUACCAAAAAUUUACAAAGUUGGAGAUAUUGUUCGAUUUCAUAGAAUAAAGAUCCGGGAAUACAAUGGACAGAUGCAGGGAAUUACCAGUGGGGGAUUUGCAUCCUUAACAUUUGAUGGAACUGUAGGAGCUUCAGUAGUUCCUCGAACUUCUAGCAGAGUGUACACUUUCAUGGAUGAAGAAAAGAAAACAAUAGAAGAACUACGUAUUUGGGCAGCCAGUAAUAUUUCCAUCUCUGAACCAGCAGCAAAAUUGUCUGGUGUUCAGCCAAUGCUGUUCUUUGAUCUCACUUGUCAACUGGUAGGAAAAGCAAAAGUGGAUGGAUCUUCUUUUCUUCUUAAGGUUUGGGAUGGCACUAAAUGUCCCUACCCCACAUGGAAGGUGCCUGUGGAAGCAAAAGACCUGGAAGGAGAAAAGGUUCUUCUUCAUCAGCUGAGAAACCUAGCAGUGGACAUCCUAGUCUAUGAUAAUCAUGUACAGCUGGCAGAAUCACUUAAGAUUGGAAGUUUUCUGAGAAUUUACAGUAUUCAUACGAAACAAGCAAGUGCUGACAAUGAGGAUGUCUCACAUAUAGAAUUUCAUCUUCAUGGUGGCACCUGUUAUGGUCGAGGAAUAGGAGUCUUGCCAGAAAGUAACCCAGAUGUUAAGGAACUAAAAGCAUUCUUAGAAUCUGUGGAUCUGACAGACAGUCAGAAUAUGGAAAGCACGUGUUCAAUGGACAUAGACAGCACUUUUGGCAAUGUUUCAGAUCUUGAAUUGCCCUUACAGAGAUGUCAGCAGUUAUCUGUUACAGUAUUAACAGAUCAUCAGGAUUUGAGUAACACAGAACUGAAAACCAUAACAAACAGCCCAGCUCCUCAACAGUAUCGCAUUAGAGCAAAGCUGAGAACUUACAAACCCCAAAAGCUCCAUCAGUCUGUUAAACUUCAUUGUUCCAAAUGCAACUCUUUGCAAGAAGUUCCAGAUGGAGAUGACUUUGAGUUAAUUUUGCACGACUCUGCUGGUACUGCCCCAAACCCAGAAUUGCACAGUACAGCCUGGUAUGAAUCUGUAACAUGGACUACACAAGACCAGAGAAAGAGGGAAAUAGCCAUCCAUUUUGUGAAGCGUGAUGAAAUGCUUCAACAUCCUGAAGACACCUUGCUUAUGAUAGAAGGUGGAACACUGAAAGAAAUCUGGAAGCUUGCAAAAAGAUUUAAGUGUGUUAUUCCUGUGAGAUCCACAGAAGAUGAUCUUGAAUUGUUAGAUCUUUCAGCUCCUUUUCUCCUACAAGGGAACGUAAAAUAUUAUGGAUGCAAGCAGUGUUCAGCUCCAAAGCCUAUGAAGAAUCUAAGUUCCAUUGCAGCAGAACAGCAACCAUCAUGGGAACCAACUGAAAUAGCACAAGUUUUAGGUAUUGAAUUGCUCCAGUAUGUUUUUAUUAUGAAGUUUACACUGGUUGAUGAAACAGGAGCACUAAAUGCAUACCUUUUUGAUUAUGAGAAGUUCUUCCAAAUUCCUGCCUCUGAAAUCUUAACUAAUAAUUUUCUUCAGCAAAAGAUGCAGAUGACCAUGAAUACGCUCUGUCCUCCAGGAAGAAAAUUAGGUGACUUGCCGUGGCUGGAAUGCUUCAUCAGGUCCUAUAAUAUCAGAGAUGCAAUGAAAAAUCAAGUUUAUUACCAAAUUUUUGACACUACAGUUGCUGAAGAUGUUGUAUAGUCAUGUGUUGAUAAUUGGAAGUAAUCCAGUAAGAAUCAGUUUCUGUGGAGGGCUGGGAUCAGAGACUGUAUUUAAAAAAAAAAAAUCUUUGUUCCUUUCUUAGGAAUUCAACCUGUUUUUAUGAAUUCUUAGUUUAUGUAUGAAUGGGAAUGGGAAUUAUACUUGGAUAUGUUUGCUGUUUUUCUGGCACACAAGUUUUUGAUCUAAGGGCAGGUGGAGGUGCUGAGCUUUUCACUGGAAGCUGCCUGAUUAAGGUUGAUGAAAGCCAUCUAUCCUUCAAAAAGGCUACUCUAGGUAGGCAGGUUACUGAGGUACUCUAAAUUAGUGAAUUUUCCUCAGAAAAAUGUAGUCAGGAUGAUGCUGUGUGUUCAUUUUUGUAUUAAAUUGAGUCAACAGAGGCAGAGAGAAAGAGCUCUUCAGUAAAUUCAGCCUACUUUGUGCAAGACAAUAUUACUGUUCUCAGUUUGGCAAGGAGGUUGGCUUUUACAGACUUCUUUGAUUUGGUACUAAUAGGUACAUUUGGACAAACUCCUCCUGUUAGUAACACUCAGGUAACUGCUAUGUGUACCAGUUACUGUAGAUUCUGAUGGGGUUAUGAACAUGACCACGUAGUGAUUAUCACUAAAAUUAAAGUCAAGCCAUGAAAGUAAGGUAGUGUAAAAUUGUAAAAUGAACAUUGACAUUUGGUAGAUGGUAAUGAUUCUGAGGUGGCCUUGCUGGGUACCAAAGUUGUUAGCAUAGCAAAGUUUAUUAGCUGGGUCUGUGUUUUCAAAGGCUGGAUCUGCCUUUUCCAUCUUACAUAAUGUGCCUAAAUUUAGAGAUGCAGAACUGGUCUGGUGCUAUCCUGCACUGAAAAUUCUGCUGGACUAGAAGACUAUGUGGUGGUUUUACUUUGCAUUCUAGAAGUCCCUAGGAUAAGUUCAGGACAUGUUUCUGUAAGGAUAAUUAAUGUAGAAAUCCCUGUCAAAUCAAAUGCUUUCCAUCAGAGAAAAAUUACUUAGUAUUUACAGCAGCUGUUUUUAAAGAAUUUCAGAAGCAAGAUGGAAUAUUUGUAAGUAAAUUAUUACUUUGGUAGUAGAUGACAUUUUUUUUUGUUGUUUUUGAGGGCCGUUUAAUAGAUCAUGCCAUUUAUCUUAAAAUUUCAUCAAAUAUCCUCUGGUAAUUUUCUUGUACUGUAAAAAGUUAUACUGGGUUUAUAUGUCAUAAGCCAGACUAUUGUUCUUUGUUGAUCAGUGUAUAGGGACAACCAAUAUUAAAAGUAGUGAGUGCUUAUCUCCUUUAAAAAUUUCUAAAAGAAAAAAAAAAUGGAAUUGAAGCAGCAGCUUAUCAAAGAGUCUACUAACUUAAGAAAGUGGUGGGGUUUUUUUAAUUUUUGCAUACAAGCAUCAACAAAAAAUAGUUGCAGCAGAUGAAUAUUAUAAAACUUCAGACACUGGCCAUACUCCAGUGUUUUCACAAGUUAGAAGUUAAAUUGAAGGCAAUCUUCUUUGCUCUUCUAUUAUAUAGGGUAUAGAAAUGUGAAUUUCUGUUUUUUGAUUUUUGUUAACAACUCUGAAAGAUACUGAUAUUGUCCAUUUUUUUCUAAAUAAGUCUUCGUAAAGUAAUAAAUAAAAAGAUGUGUUGAGCUUCAGUGUAAAAUAAAUCAAUUUCCCUACAUGCCUUGUCUGAGAUCCCUGCCUAAAAACUCU